UUCCGGCGCUUGGACCUGAUGGAGCAGCAUUCCCAAUUUUGACGCUGCUAUUCUUCCACCAGUGAGACAGAGCCAAAAGAAGGCUGGUCCUUUCCUGCUGAAAGCUUUGGGGAACUGUUGCUCAGGACGUAGGCACUCCUGACGCAUCUUCUCAGUCUCACUCAUUUCUAUGGCUUCGCUGUGAAAUCACACGCACGUACAUUUGUAGCUCUGUGCUCAGAGGAAGGGUCCAGGGAAACAUCAAGUAUUGGAAAGAGAGGGCUUCGGAGUAUUGCGGGAGCUGUCUGAGGUGCUGAAGCCUUCCAAGCGUUUGUAUCUACCAGCCCCAGAAGGGGUUAGAUGGCACGUUUUCAUAUCUGCCUCUCUGGUCCCUCAUGCCUUGGAUAAGACUCUUUCCAGGAUUGUGAAUAUCGCUCUGUAUCAUGGCCCACGUGAGACACUUUCGGACACUAGUUUCUGGAUUUUACUUCUGGGAAGCCGCACUGCUACUGAGCUUGGUUGCCACGAAGGAGACAAACAGUGCGAGAUCGCGAAGUGCUCCAAUGUCACCUUCCGAUUUUCUGGACAAGCUGAUGGGGAGGACAUCUGGGUAUGAUGCGAGGAUCCGGCCUAACUUCAAAGGUCCUCCAGUGAAUGUCACAUGCAACAUAUUCAUAAACAGCUUUGGCUCCAUUGCAGAAACGACUAUGGAUUACAGAGUGAAUAUUUUUCUUCGUCAGAAAUGGAAUGAUCCUCGUCUUGCAUACAGUGAAUACCCUGAUGAUUCUUUGGACCUGGACCCAUCCAUGUUGGAUUCCAUUUGGAAACCGGACUUGUUCUUUGCUAAUGAGAAGGGGGCUAACUUCCAUGAAGUCACCACAGAUAACAAACUGCUAAGAAUUUUCAAAAAUGGAAAUGUCCUUUACUCAAUAAGGUUAACAUUGACACUGUCCUGUCCGAUGGAUCUCAAGAAUUUCCCAAUGGAUGUACAAACAUGUAUAAUGCAACUAGAAAGCUUUGGGUACACAAUGAAUGAUCUCAUUUUUGAAUGGCAAGAUGAGGCACCAGUACAAGUGGCUGAAGGACUCACUUUGCCUCAGUUUCUGUUGAAAGAAGAAAAAGAUUUGCGAUACUGCACUAAACACUACAAUACAGGAAAGUUUACAUGCAUAGAAGUGCGGUUCCAUCUUGAGCGGCAAAUGGGCUACUACUUGAUCCAGAUGUACAUUCCCAGCCUUCUGAUUGUUAUUCUGUCUUGGGUCUCAUUCUGGAUUAACAUGGAUGCAGCCCCAGCUAGGGUAGCUUUGGGCAUCACCACUGUGCUUACUAUGACCACACAGAGUUCUGGAUCCCGGGCUUCCUUACCAAAGGUAUCAUAUGUCAAAGCUAUUGAUAUUUGGAUGGCAGUGUGCCUCCUUUUUGUGUUCUCAGCACUUCUGGAGUAUGCAGCAGUGAAUUUUGUAUCAAGACAACACAAAGAACUUCUGAGAUUUCGACGAAAGAGAAAGAGUAAGACAGAAGCUUUUGCACUGGAGAAGUUUUACCGUUUCUCAGACACGGAAGAUGAGGUGAGGGAGAGUCGGUUCAGCUUCACAGCUUAUGGAAUGGGGCCAUGUCUACAAGCAAAAGAUGGUGUACUUCCAAAGGGCCCCAACCACGCUGUCCAGGUAAUGCCAAAGAGCCCUGAUGAAAUGAGGAAGGUCUUCAUCGACCGGGCCAAGAAGAUCGACACUGUCUCCCGAGCCUGCUUUCCACUGGCGUUUCUGAUUUUUAACAUUUUCUACUGGGUUAUCUAUAAAAUUCUUAGGCAUGAAGACAUUCAUCAGCAGCAGGAUUAAGUCUCUGAAGGUAUUACAAAAACACUGUAGUCAGAAGGGAACUCCCUUCUGCCUUCAGAGUGGGUGUGUGUGCGUGUGAUAGCCAACGAAUCAAAACAGCACAUGGGGAAAAAGUUUAUUUUGAUUUUUUAUGUAACAUAAUGAGAAAGAUUGGUUCUUUUAGGGGAUACAAAAUACACAUUGUGGGGUCCUGUUUCGUAUUACUGCAAGAUGAUCUGUUUUUUCCAUAGCGUCAAUGUAUGUUGUAUAUGUUAUACUAGCACAUACAGUAAACAUGGUAACUACUUUGGCAUUUCUUGAUUUUUAAUUCAUUUAUAGCAAAUAAUGUGGAAUCAAGAUUUGCACAGUAAAAUUCAUGAAACAAGUAUAACAAAAUGAUGAAGAUAAUAAAAAGUAAUAGUAUAUAGUAUAUUUAAAAGUGAAAGUAACAAAAUCAUUCAGUGGCAAGUUCACUUCAGUUAGAACAUUAUCCAUAGGAAUAUUGUAUAAACAAUAUACAGUAACAAAAUAUUAAUUGGAUGAUCAAAAUAAAAGCCACUGUUUAGGAUAUUAAAUAUGUCUCUGUGGAAAUUUAAAAUAAACUGCUUAAGCAAUCAUGUUAUAUAAAAAUUCUAUGUAUCUUUGCAUCUCUAAGAAUGAAGAUAAAGAUACUGAAGACAGGCUUUGUUUGUAAAUAAGUGUUACAGUUAUUUUUAAUUAGUGCCAAACACAGUUUGUUGUUGUUGAUGUUGUUGUUGUUGUUAAAUUUAAUAGUGACUUGUCUGGAUGUUUGGUGAUUUCAUGUAAUUAAACAAAAUUCAAUAAGAUUUUUCUAUUUAGUUUAGAAUGAGACUUUAAAUAUUAAUUAUACUAAAGUACUUACAUUUUGAUAUAAACAAAUUCAAGAAAAGUAAAAAUAGAUUCAUGGAAGAAUUUUAAUAAGAACCAUUUUCUCAUGAAAAUUACAUGCGCCCCAAAUACCAUGGGUGUUAAUCCUAAAUGAGUGAAACUGUAUCCAGAAAGAUUGCUUUAAUCUUUAUGAGCUAAUGAAUUCAAAAUAUAGUCAUUCACAAGUUGUGAGGAAUGUAAAAACAAUUUUGCUUGGAAUUUAUCCUUGGCCCAUGGCAUUAUCUCAGCUGCUGUGCCCUAGUCUUUCAAUCACACAGCAGCUACUACAACAAAGUAUGUAACAGAAUUCUUGGCAAAAUGAAUCCAAGCUCUGAUUCAUUCACUCAUUUUUCUUAAUUAUGAUUGCCAUUCAUAGCAUAUUUGAAAAACUUUUAGAGUGAUUUUAGAUAUUUUAAUUGUUGAUUAGUCUAUAAAAUUAUAUAAAGUGAAAACAUCAAGAAAUUUAAAAAUCUCACAUGCGUUGUGGAAAAAUCAACUGUUUUUUAACCAAAUGGUACUAUUUUCUGACCUUCAACCACUCUGAAAACUCACAGCAGAAACUGCCAUCUAAAACUAAGAACUUUUCAAUGUCUCUGUAAUUUAGUAAACCUAACCAUAGAUUUUAAAACCAACUUUUUAAAAAAUAAUUCAUGCUAGGCAGUGUCUGCUGAUAAAAGACAAAAUAUCACUUUUAUAAGUAAUUUACACAAGGUAAGAACAUUGCGUUUGUGAUUAUAUGCAGUCAACAAGUGAAAUAAUUUGUUAUUGUGUGCUUCCUUUGCUUAAAAAUUACACACCUAAAAGUUAAACAUACACAUCAUCCUUUGCCAUCUAUGACCCCACACCAUAGAAAUAUAUUCAUGUAUUAAAUAUUAGAACAAGAUAUGCUGUUUAUGCUGAGAGUUAGCCAGAGGGUUUGUAGUAAUGAUGAACUAUACCCCUUCAGAGUCGGCAAAAUGCUUGGAUACAUUUUUCUGUGUUUUAUAUGCUUUAUAUAUAUUAUUUCAAAAGUUUUCUGACGUUACUUAAAUUGAGUUAAACCUUCCAGAAGCAAACAGAAAAAAAUAAUGAUCACAAACACACAUAUGCCCCAAAGAAAACCACAGGUGCUUGCAAUAUUUGAGGUCAUUAUAUGUCUGUUGUUUUUUUUUUUUUUUUAAUCUCUAAAGUUGGAAAGUAAUAUAUGAACCAUGAGAAAAUUUGUCAAGAAUGACAUUAGUUCUAUAAAAAUAUUACUAUCUCAAAAGUACAUUUUCUUUAUCUUUCCUUAUAAGUAAUUCUUUCUAUUACACUUACCCUGCAUUCCAACACAAAUACUGUAAACAGCCUUCUCUUAUGAGGUAAUCCUUACAAGGCAAACAGGGAUGAAUCAAAGGGGCUUAAAGGAAUGUAUACCCUGUAAUGAACCAAUGAGAUAAUACAGAACCUUUACAACUGGAAUAAUAACAACAUCCUGAAGUAUUUGCCUCAAAAGGCCUGUGUUUCAAAUGAGACUUUUUUUCCUUAGUACUGGAGAUUGGAACCAGAGUCUGUCAAAUGUUAAGGAAAAAAUUCCUAAGCCAAUAACCCGAGUCCAAAACCAGAAUCUUUUAAAUGAAAAUCAGAAAAAUAUCAAUGGUAAGAAAUAAUUUAAAUACCAUAUACACACUAACUGCCAUUCACUUAAGAUGGAACUCCAGUGGAAACUCUCUAAAAUACCGUGAAUUGGCCAUAUGAGAAGCUAUGAGGAGGUUGUACAUGAUGUUUAUUUUAUUUAAUAUUAAAAUGUAUGCAUUUUAACUUGAAAUAUUUGAUUCCACAGUACAUGCAUUUUUAGGUAAUCUGUUUUCUUUUUAGUGUAGAUAUACACAACUUUUUCUUUUCUAUUUUUCUUUUUUUCCUUCUGGGGUCUAGCCUCGGCUCAGGGUCAGAUCCUGAGAAGGGGUGUUGGUGCAAGGAAAACUUCUGACCUCCAGGUGGAUUGCCCUCAAGUAACCCCGAAAAGCUUAAGCCAUCUUUAAUUAUACUUUGACAGAGUGUUUUUCUACGAGGCUUACUUGAACAGCUUUAUAAUUGGCUCCUAUUUUUGACUUUUAAGAAAUACACAAUGUUUUACGAAAUACAUCAUAGUCAUUACAAAACCUGCCAUUGUUCUCCUUUAUGCUUCCCCAAAUACUUCUCCCCACCCAUACAUAACCUUUCUCUAGACAUAGAGUUCAGCAUUUUUUUUUUCAGGCUUAACUAAAUAUCGAGCCAGACACAUCCUGUUCUCACAGCACUUCUGUCAGCUGGCAUCUACUUGCGGCUACAAAGUUAAAAAGUGAUGGACAUGGGUACAAUGCUUUAAGGACAGCAAUAUUCAAACCCAAACCAUUCUUUUAUGUCUGAAAGAUAUGUUUUUAUACAGCUUCCCUUUCUACAGGAGGGUCCCACAUCUCAAUCUCUCUACAAAAGGCAGACAUUGAUAAAGCACUCUGCCCAUCCCACCAUACUUACUUCUUCCACCAAUAUAAACUCCUAUGUAUGGUAAAGAUGGAUCCAUUCAUCCCCCAUUUUCCAUUGUGUUUGCUUUCCUUUUGGAGCAUAUCAUAUCCUACCAAUGACUCUAUGCUUGGUGUCCAGGGAACUUACUCUCAACAAUUGACACUAUGAAUAUUCCUGAGGCAUUUUUCCUACUUUGUGUGUGCAUGCCUUAUUCUCCUUUCCAGAACUGUAAGGCUUGUUUAAUAUUCCAAGUGUUGUUUUUUCAUAUGUAUCUAUUACUUCCUGCCACUACAGUUCUAUGAGUCUUCUUCUCUACAAGGUGGAUCUAUCUAUCUUUUCCUUAGAAUAAUUAUUCAAAGCAAGACCUAUUAAUUUUAACUGCCUCUAUUGAGUCAAAGGAGUUCCCAGGAUUAGGAGUUGUAAUUAGUAAUUCCAGAUAAAAAAUUUUAAAGUGUUAGCUUCUUGCUGAUACUAAGAAAAAAAUAUUCUAAGGAAAAAAAAAUAAAGAAACAGAAUGUCCAGUGGAAAUGACAGCUACUAUGUGCAUGAUUAACAAAGUAAAACUAAAAAUCACCAAAGGAAUCAACAAUGUGAUAAGAGAAAAAAGAGCCUAUAAUCUGCAUAAAUUCAACAAAGCCUUGUGUGGUCCACUGGUUCCUACAAAGUGAGACAUGAUCUACAUAGGUCUUGCCUCGUGGAGAACCAUUGGACAGGCAUGCAUAUGCCGAUCAAGACUAGGCUACAUGGCUUUUGACACUUUCUCAGUCACUACAAGACCUAGAUCUUUUCUUUAUGACUAUGGUAGCUAUCAGAACCACUGCAGAAAUGGGAAAGAGAUUUUUUUAACACUAUCUCUAUUCUCUCCAGAAGUUUUUCCAUAACAUAUACCCAAAAAGCUAAUCCAGCUCUCAGCUCUACUACACACAGAGAGUAUCAUGAAUGGCUUAAAUAUUUACCUUAUUCCAUAAUAAAUUCUUAUUGUAUAAAUAUAGACUAAUAAACUUAAUUUUAAACUUUGAAUUAUAAAUGCAUACAUGAUCAUAUGCAUUGAUUUUAUGAAUGCCCAGUAUCUAUAUAAGAUAUUGGAAGUUAUAAUGAAAAUUGUAAAAAGUAAACUAUAUUCUUGACAGAAGGUGGUGACUUCUUAGCUACUCUAAUAAUUUUGUAACUAAACAGACUAUUUGGAUAUAAUUAGGUGUAUCUUUCAUGUAGUUUUAAAAUUACAUUAAUCUCAUUUCAUGAAAACAUCGUCUUCUAUUCUCAUUGUGAAAUACCUUAACCUGCUAGUUAAUUGAAAGAAUAGAAUAUAGCCACUAAAUUUCCUUUUAUUUAUAAAAUGUACACUCCAUAAAACUGACCUGUGAGAAUAUGAGAGGUAAGAAAAGUAAAAUAAGAAACAUGUUUAAUAUCAAAAUUUUGAAAAUGGAAGCACUCCAAUGCAAUCCACUCCAAAAUAGAUUUCACACAUUUUACAACGUAGACAACAUUACAAACUCUUUAAAAUUAGCAGCAUAUGCUCUGUCUUUCUCAGACAAAUUGUUCAGUAUCCAUUGAUACUAAAAAGGUAAAGACAAUAAGACAGUUGACAUUUUGAUCAGCAUAUUAGGAACACAUUAGUAUGAUUUCUAACCAUGUGGCAAUUUAAUUUGAAAAUCAACCCAAGGCAAUUGGAAUUAGUGAAAGUACAACCCAUAAACAUAAGAAGUAUUUUACCACAGUGAGGAGAUUGUUAUAGUAGUGAUUGAAAGAACUUUUAACUCAUCUUUGAAAUUGCAAGGCUCUUUGAAUUAAUACCUACCAACUGAGCACAGUUAAAACACAUAUUCCUGGCCUGUUAAUUUGUAUUUUCAAUGAGAUGAUUCUGAUUGUAUUGCCUAUCAACUUUAAGGCUGAGCAAUGAGCUGCUUUACAGGUAUCAAUUUUUUUUUGUUCUGUGGCUUCAACAAGACUGUAAACUUGCAGUAAAAUGCUGGCUUUUGUGCAUUUGGAGAAAGAAUUUAGUUAACAAAACUGCACAAUAUUUUAAAUGUCAAAUUUCAAGUACUGUAAAAAUGGACCCAAGAUUGUCUAGCCUGCACCAAUAAAUCCAUAGAAGUUCCCAAGUGCAGUGUUUUUCUAAUAAUUUUAACAAGACCAUCUUAGUUGAAUAUAUGUGAAUAAUGAAUAGUAUUGACACAAAAAAUUAGAAAUCUGUAAAAAUCUUACAUGUUGAAUAUAACAACUGAGUCAUAAUCUCAUUGAAGCCUUCAGAAUUCAUUACUGCAUUUUCUUUGGGGUCUUACGAUCUAUCCAUAACACUACAUAACUUCUCACAGGAAUGUGGCUAAAUGGAAGAGUGCUUGCCUGGCACAUAUAAGACCCACGGUUCAAUCCAACACUACUGAUCAUAAUAAUACACUGUUUAGACUGUCUGCUAGCUCUCAUAUAUAUUUAUAUAUAGAGAGGGCAGCAGUCUGUUCCAUUGUAGCAUAAUCUGUGUAAGCAAAGAUUAACUGUAAUCCCAAAAUGAUGUUUACUACCUUAGAGGGAAAUGCCACUUCAUUCCAAUUAGAGUUCACUGUACAGUUCCUAAUACCCACUACCACUGUUUUUGACCAUUCAAUAUCCUAAUUACUAUUAAUUUAUUUAAGAAAUUCACUGCAGCACUUUGCCAAAUAGUAAGAUGUAUUCAGUGUUGCAAAAUAGUGAAUUAUUAAAUUGUUUGUUUGGUUAAAAAAAAUGGCAAAAGUUUUAUGGAAAUUAUUUGCAGUAACUUUUAGUUUCUACCUCUAACAUAGGAAUUAUUUUAAAUUAAUAAUGUACAAAAUAAUCUUGGAUUCAACAAU
Molecule: messenger RNA, 7972 nt
Organism: Onychomys torridus (southern grasshopper mouse)
Lineage: Eukaryota; Metazoa; Chordata; Mammalia; Rodentia; Cricetidae
Gene: Glra3
Product: glycine receptor alpha 3
Exons: 10
Coding region: 423-1817 (464 amino acids)
Biological process (GO): nervous system process; signal transduction; regulation of membrane potential
Cellular component (GO): plasma membrane; postsynaptic membrane; synapse
Molecular function (GO): transmitter-gated monoatomic ion channel activity; glycine binding; transmembrane signaling receptor activity
Source: RefSeq, a predicted model, not a curated record